AUGUCAGUCAACCAACUGCUGGAUCUUCAAUUUCAGCUGAAGUUUGUGGCGAAACAAUUCGCAAAAAAUGCCACACGAUGUGAGAAGGAACAAAAACAAGAAAUGGCUAAAUGCAAGCGUGCAAUGGAAAAGGGAAAUAUGGAUGGGGCUCGCAUCUUUGCACAGAACAGUAUUCGAAAGAAGAACGAGUCACUGAACCAUCUGCGACUUGCUGCUCGCAUGGACGCUGUGGUUUCACGCCUGGAUACAGCUGUGAAAAUGAAGAUGGUAACAAAGGGAAUGGGUCAAAUGGUAAAAGGUAUGGAUAAGGUGUUGAACUCCAUGAAUCCAGAGGCCAUCUCAACACUUAUGGAUAAAUUUGAAAAGCAAUUUGAGACGAUGGAUGUUACAUCGGAAUAUAUGGAAAACGCUAUUGGGCAAACUACGGCAACAAGUAUGCCAGAGGAUGAAGUUAACACAUUAAUGGCGCAAGUAGCGGAUGAACAUGGUUUGGAUAUUAAGGAACACUUAAAUGAUAGGUUGAAAAUUAGCAAUAAAAAUCCUGUUGAAGUUAAUACAAAACAAACAGUAGAGGAAGAAGAUGAUUUGGAGGCACAGUUUGCACGACUACGAGGAAUGUAG
Messenger RNA from Trypanosoma theileri, 621 nucleotides. Its product is annotated as charged multivesicular body protein 1. The record is from RefSeq and is a predicted model, not a curated record. Gene Ontology annotation, cellular component: multivesicular body; ESCRT III complex. NCBI's taxonomy places the organism in Eukaryota, Euglenozoa, Kinetoplastea, Trypanosomatida, Trypanosomatidae. The transcript has a single exon. Bases 1 to 621 code for a protein of 206 amino acids. Gene Ontology annotation, biological process: endosome transport via multivesicular body sorting pathway; late endosome to vacuole transport; protein transport.